Molecule: messenger RNA, 1656 nt
Organism: Arabis nemorensis
Lineage: Eukaryota; Viridiplantae; Streptophyta; Magnoliopsida; Brassicales; Brassicaceae
Source: the annotation of a GenBank genome assembly
AUGUCUUUAGAUAGUGAUUUAGGCCAUAAGCUCAAGAAAAAGGUGAAACUUUCGUCUCUCAAGUCUAAUUCUUCUUAUAAAGGAAGCAGUAGAACCAGUACUCGCCGAAGUGACGAUGGCACAAACCCUCGGAAGAGUAGCAAGGCUAAAGUUUCGUAUAUGAAGAAGAAGAGGGUCUAUGCCACUAAGGCUGAGCUCACUGAGCAUAACCAUGUGAACGAAAUUCCACGCACCAUGUGGGCUGCGUCAAAGGGAAACCAACGGUCUACUUCUAGUUUUAAGACCACUAAUGAUGGUGCUGCAACAAGUAUGUUUAAAACAAAAUUACCGAGAAGAGAUAAUGAGAAGCAUGGUACUGCAAAGCUAAGGUACAGGAAGAGAGAUGAUUUGGAUAAAAAUGCAGAUGAGAGCCGAAGGAAACGCUGGGAUGUGCCGUCUUUUAAGGCUAAAAAACAGGGAUUUGCAGAUAAGAGAGACUUAGGCGAUGGUUCAGAUAAUCAGGAGGAUCAACCAAGGAAGAGAAAGAGGAUACGGCUAGAUCCAUAUGAUACCUCAAAUAAAAGAAUAGAUGAUGAUAUCGUUCUUGAUGAAGGCCAUAAAGUAAAGAAAAAGAAUCAUGAAGAGAAAAGUGUAGGGGUAAAUGCACAGUUUCGUGCAAUUCAGCCUAGUCAGUCGAUCCUUUCCUAUGUGGAAGAAAAUCUGUUGGGGCGUAGGCGCUUGACCGAGCUAAAGAAGGCUGGCUACAACACAGAGCUUCCGGCUCCAUUAGAUAAUAUUCCUCAGUCUACCAGCACAGAGAGAGAGCGUAUCGAAGAAAGUGUAUUUAGGAAUAAAUUGGAUUUCUUUGCUGCUGCAAAUGUUUCAUCGUCAUUUCCUCCUCCUGAUGUACCUGAGAUUGCAUUUGCAGGAAGGUCAAAUGUUGGCAAAUCGUCUCUGCUAAAUGCUCUUACCAGACAGUGGGGUGUUGUAAGGACAUCUGACAAACCAGGACUGACCCAGACCAUCAAUUUCUUCGGUCUUGGUCCGAAGGUUCGCCUUGUUGAUUUGCCAGGCUACGGCUUUGCGUUUGCAAAAGAUGAAGUUAAGGAGGCCUGGGAAGAUCUUGUAAAGGAAUAUGUUUCAACACGAAGUAGUCUUAAACGUGUAUGCCUUCUUGUUGACACCAAAUGGGGUAUGAAGCCAAGAGACCUGGAACUUAUUAAUCUGAUGGAGAGAUCGAAUACAAAGUAUCAGAUAGUCUUAACCAAGACAGAUGUGGUUUUCCCUAUGGAUGUGGCACGUCGGGCAAUGCAAAUCGAAGAGAAGUUGAAGGCAAACAGAUCAAUUGUCCAGCCUCUGAUGAUGGUAAGCUCAAGAUCAGGAGCUGGCAUAGGAAGCUUAAGAACUGCCCUUGCUAAAAUUGCAAAGCUGAUUCUCAUAUUCUUGUCGGCGACUCUUGCUGGGUUCUUCGUCCUCCAGAAGCUCAACUCUACCUCCGACGACCCUCUCGACCUCGACGACUCUCUCACCGACGCUGAUCCCGCCGAUUCCGACACCAACUCCAGAUUCUCCAAGGUGGGAAAUGCAAUGAAGUCUGGAUUCUGGACAUGCGUUGACAUGGCAAGUGGUCGCUAUCUCUGGAACCAUCUCUCUCCCAAUUCCAAACGCUCUUCUUGA